AGCAAGUCAUUGCAGUGCUUCCUGCUUGAGCUGGGUUUAUAUCAAUGUUUGCAUUGUACGGGUUAUGAGCGUUGAUAUACAAAUCAAGACAUUUGUUCGUUCGUUUCGAAACAAAUUAACGGAUAUCAGUGUUUAUUUAUUUUAAAAGUCUGUGCCAUAACUCAAUUCGCUGAUAUAUAGGCGCCAUGUUACGAAACAUCGGAAAUGUCGCCUGCUUCAUCGUCGUCCUCAUGACGUCACACCACGUGACCGGACAGUCGCAUGACGUGGCACAGUUUAACAGAAGGCUAACGAUAAUCAAGAAUUCCGUUGAAUACGAUAUCGCCGACAUCCGGCUCGAGGUCAAGGAACUGAAGAUGAUUGUCGAGCAGAUUGUUGGCGGUCAGAGUAACACUAGCGAUGGAUCCGUUAUUGGCCAGGGAAUGACAGAUCUUAAUCAAAGGGAGAUUACAGAUCUCAAGAAUAAGUUGAAUGCACAUGAAAGCCGACUGAACAGAUUAUUUAGUUCUGUCAACGAAAUUCAAGAUGAAAAUACGGCGCUUAAAAAUAAAGUAAACCAAUUUUUUGAGGAAAAGGAAAAUGGCGUUAAAACUGAACUUCUCAAAUUAAACGCAGGGAUUGAAACAAAAUUCGACGACAUAGUCAACGUUCUUCAAAUAAAGUUUGAAGAAACCACAGCGGCGAUGAUGAAAGGUUACAAGGACCUGAAGACGCACGUGAACGUGAAAGUCUCUGUGGUCGAUCAAAUAAAUAAUCUUGCCCAGUCAGUUAUAUCCGAACAAAACAAACUGAGUUCGAGGCUUGACCAGGCAGUGAAGAAGCUCGAAGUCAACGAAUUGGUCGAGAAAAGGGAAAGAAAGGAAUUGAUCAACAACUUAAAAGCUGAACUUCUCCUGUUGAAUGCAGGCGUUGAAACGAAAAUCGACGACAGAGUCAACGCUCUUCAAAAGAGGUUUGAAGAAUCCACAACGGCGAAUUUGGCAGGUUACAAAUAUCUGGAAACGCACAUGUCCGUUCAAAUGAAAAAUCUUACCCAGUCGGUGAUCUCCGAACAAAACAAACUGAGUGCGAGGAUGGACCAGGCGGAUGCGCAUAUCGUAAGAAUGAAAGCAAAGACUGACAAGUGCUGCAUAGAUUGCGGUGACCCAACACCAGACCAUGGUACAGUAAACACCACAGCAACAACAUUUGGAACUGUUGUUAAAAUAGCAUGCAAUCACGGUUACGUACUGAGCGGAGCAAACAUCGCCAAAUGCAACGCAGACUCUGUCUGGUCUGAUUCAGCCACGUGUAACCUAUAUGACUGCGGUAACGCUUCCCCAGCCAAUGGUGUAGCCACAGCUCCGAAUGGCACUACCUACCAGAAGCAGGCUAAUGUGCAGUGUAACCCAGGGUACGCACUAAACGGCUCGUCAUUGAUAGAGUGCAGUGCAACCGGCUGGAAUGACUCUGUUCAAUGUGUUAUACAAAAUUGCGGUGACCCAACACCAGACCAUGGUACAGUAAACACCACAGCAACAACAUUUGGAACUGUUGUUAAAAUAGCAUGCAAUCACGGUUACGUACUGAGCGGAGCAAACAUCGCCAAAUGCAACGCAGACUCUGUCUGGUCUGAUUCAGCCACGUGUAACCCAUAUGACUGCGGGAACGCUUCCCUAGCCAAUGGUGUAGCCACAGCUCCGAAAGGCACUACCUACCAGAAGCAGGCUUAUGUGCAGUGUAACCCAGGGUACGCACUAAACGGCUCGUCAUUGAUAGAGUGCAGUGCAACCGGCUGGAAUGACACUGUUCAAUGUGUUAUACAAAAUUGCGGUGACCCAACACCAGACCAUGGUACAGUAAACACCACAGCAACAACAUUUGGAACUGUUGUUAAAAUAGCAUGCAAUCACGGUUACGUACUGAGCGGAGCAAACAUCGCCAAAUGCAACGCAGACUCUGUCUGGUCUGAUUCAGCCACGUGUAACCCAUAUGACUGCGGUAACGCUUCCCCAGCCAAUGGUGUAGCCACAGCUCCGAAAGGCACUACCUACCAGAAGCAGGCUUAUGUGCAGUGUAACCCAGGGUACGCACUAAACGGCUCGUCAUUGAUAGAGUGCAGUGCAGCCGGCUGGAAUGACUCUGUUCAAUGUGUUAUACAAACCAUGUGUGACGCCAAGCCGGAUUGUAGUGAUGGAGCAGACGAACUGAACUGCAAGACUUGUGAUCCCUUGCUCAAACCGAUCAAUGGGAAUGUUGCGUUUGGCAAUAUCACUGCAAGAUUCACGUUCGAUGCUCCGCACUGUUUUGACAAAAAUAAGACCCAUGUGUGUAACAAAGGCCAAUUUGACGACACAAACACCAUUUUCCUUGAAGGAUUGAGAGAGUGUUUCACUGAUGAAUAUUUGGUCAAAAAUGAUUCCACUUUGUCCGUUUCGUCUCAAUGGAAUCAGAAUGAGACCGAUAUGUUUGGGGCUGACCAGGGGCGCCUUAAUUCCACGGAAACGGGAGAGGGAACAUCAUUCAGAGCAGGGAUAUGGGCGGCAGGUGUUGCGGAUACAAAUCAGUACAUCCAGGUAAACUUCACAUCUUCGAAAAUAAUCACCGGCAUAGUAACGCGUGGCAGACCCCAAUCCCCGAAACCUCAGAAUGCCCAAUGGGUGAAACAGUACCGAUUCAUGUACAGCAGAGACUGUGAGACCUUCAACACUUACACGCACACGAAUGGAUCAGACAUGUUAUUUGAUGCAAAUGAUGACGGGAAAACCAUACGACCCAAUCAGUUGCCUUGCCCUGUGCUAGCAUUGUGUGCCAGAGUAAAUCCAACACUGUGGCACGGUUAUAUCUCCAUGCAAUUUGACGUCAGAGGUUGCGAUGGACCAAUCUAGAAAUAAAGGGAAAUUGCACGUACAUACUUUUGUUAUAAUGUAUUGCUUGUUUUGAAAGGUGUCUACAACAAUAAGUUCUGAAUCAACAUUGAUUUUUGUUUUUAGCUUCAACUUACCACGCUAUUUAAAAGAAUAUUCAGAACGAAUUACAAGAAAUGCCGAUAUUAUAUAAGUUAAGUGUUAAGGAAGUAUGGCCAUCAUGUUCAACUUACGAGAUAUUAAUUCAUUACAUUUAUUUGUUAACAGGUGUUGAGCAUGCUUUUGGUUAUAGUUAUUCGACAUCUACUAAAAAUUAAAAAGUAAGACGCGAUAAUAAAUUAUUCUUAUUUAAAUUCAACCAUAAUUCAAACCUAAGUACAACAUGAGCAUUUAUAUAAAUCCACAGUAUUUGUUUCACAUUGAGCUAAAGUUUCUACAUGGGAGACGUGCGAUGGUCGUUAGCCGUUUCUGUGGGCUUUAAAAACAACAAUCAUAUAUUAUUUUGCUUGAAUAUAAUACUUGUUACAUUGUAUUUACAGACUUCAUACCAAGCAUGAGCCAUAGUAUUUUCCCAUAUAUUUUUUUAUAAUUAAAACGUGCUUGUCAACUACAUGUUUAUAACUUGUUAUUAUUUAGAUUAUUUAAACACUUAAGUAAACAAUUAUGUAAUAUGUAUUCAUCAGCGGUGAAAUAUUAACACAUGCGGUAGGUUUGCCUCCAAUAAAAUAUAAGUUUCA
Dreissena polymorpha is the source of this 3583-nucleotide messenger RNA. RefSeq lists its product as uncharacterized. Gene Ontology annotation, molecular function: protein binding. The transcript is spliced from 13 exons. The record is from RefSeq and is a predicted model, not a curated record. Lineage: Eukaryota; Metazoa; Mollusca; Bivalvia; Myida; Dreissenidae. Bases 186 to 2867 code for a protein of 893 amino acids.